Molecule: messenger RNA, 3855 nt
Organism: Leptopilina heterotoma
Lineage: Eukaryota; Metazoa; Arthropoda; Insecta; Hymenoptera; Figitidae
Exons: 2
Coding region: 244-3678 (1144 amino acids)
Molecular function (GO): protein binding
Source: RefSeq, a predicted model, not a curated record
UUAACCAAAAUUCGAUGACAAAAUUAAAUAUGUUUUUUAAAUAGGAAGAAAUUUAAAUAUAAGCAAUAGAAGAUUAUAUAAAGAUAGAUAAAUCUUCGUAGAUUAUAAAUAAAUUUUUCAAAAAAUUUAAACUUGAUAAAAUAUUAAUGAAAAAUUAAUUUAAAUAAUGAACCUCAUGUUGGAGACACGUGAAGUGGUCCCUUUCAGGAGAAUCACCCAUAUACAUUUUCUUACAAAAGCACAAUGGAAUCGAAACUUUUAGAAAUUAUAGACGAAAGAAAAAAAGCGGAAAGAUUUGCUCGAGCAAAAAAUCCUCUAGUAGAAGCACUACUGUAUGGUUCCAUCGUAGAAAUUCAAGAUAUUCUCCGUGAAAAAUAUGAAGCAACAUUAUCACCAGAAAAUGAUUGGGCGAAAAAAUGUAGACAAAUUAUAAAUAUUUGUCUGGAGAAAAAACUUAACGUUAGCGUGAAAAUAACAAAUUAUUGUGCUUUAUUACAUUUUGUGAUAAAACAUUUCGACGAAGAUUUUGAAUUAGUUUUCAAAAAAUGCGAAAAAUUUGAUAUUAAUGCAUAUAAUGAUCCAUAUUAUAUGCACGAUACGAAGUCUUUACUGCAUUUUGCGAUAAAAUUAAGAAAACUGAAUGUAGUGAAAAUUUUAAUAGAAGUUGGUGCAAAUGUUGAUGUAAAAGACGGCCGUGAACAAACACCUUUAUUUUACGCCGUUGAAAGUAAACAAAUAGAAAUAGCAGAAAUGCUUUUGAAAGCGAAAGCGAAUGUUAAUGCGAAAGAUUGUAAAAAUAUGAUGCCAAUUAAUUUUGCUUUUGGCGAAAGAGACGAAACUAGUGGCAAUGAAAAAUACAAACCCUCGAAAAUGGUAAAGCUCUUGUGUUCGUAUGGAGCUGAGUUAGAUUUCAAAAAUCAAAGUGGUACAAGAACAUUGAUUAUGGCUUGCGGAAUUGGCAAUUUAAAAGAAAUAGAAUUUUUGAUUGAACAUGGAGCUGAUUUAUUGUCGAGUGAUGAUGACGGCAAAACGGCAUUACUUUGUGCAGCCGUAAAAUAUAAUUACAAUCUUGUCGAUUUUCUAUUACGUCGCGGUGUUGAUAUUAAUGUUGUUGAUGAUCAAUGCAUAAGUGCUAUUCACGAACUGUCAUAUAUUAUAGAAAACAUUGAGGUCACGAUUGCAAAUGAUGGAUACAAUACUUAUGAAGCUAUUAGCGACGAUUGGUAUUUUGAUUUUAUAGGCGAUGAACUGAAGAAAUCUGCUGAGAUGAUAGAAUUUUUAGCUGAUAAUGGCGCAGAUAUAAAUACUUUCAACUAUGAACAAAUUACUCCUUUGAUGACAAGCGUUACAGCUGAUGCUCUUGAAAUUACUGAAUGCCUUUUGGAGUUAAAUGCCACAAUUUACGAGCACGAAGCAUUUUUUAUGAGAGGUCGAAUGUUUCCUCAUGUUCCUGAAACGACCGAUUUUUCUCCUAAUGGAAUUAAUACGUGGGCAGUAUUAACAGCAUAUUCAGCACUUAAAAACAUUUCUGUUUAUGAAAAGUUUCAAUCUGAACAUUUUAAAUGGAUCCAUAGCUUAUUUGAAGAGUGCAAAGAAGAAGUUAUAAAAAUGCAAGAAAAUAAAAUAUGGGCUGAUCGAGAAGUUUCAUUUUUUGAUUUUCUAAAUGAAGAUUUGUUGAAGGUGACAAAAUAUUUCAGAAAUGAUGAUGUUUUGGAAUCUGUUUUGGAAUCUGAAAAAUAUGACGAAUUUCCACGUUACACAUAUUUGUUUGAAAAGCGUAUAGAGAGAGUGCAGAAAAUGAAAAAUUGUCUGACUGUUUUUAUUCGUUUUUUGAAAGAGUUUUUUAAGAGAAAUUUACCAAGUGUAGUAAUUUAUCAGAUAAUUAAUAACUUGACAGCUGGAGAUCUUCGCAAUUUUGGAAGAGCGCUCUGCAUAACGGAAAAAACACCCAAUGGAAAAAAUAAAAUCAUAAUGGAGUUGGAAUUUUUAAAAAUUAUGGACGAAAGAAAAAAUGCGGGACUUUUUUCUCGAAGAAAAAAUCCUCUAGAGCAAGCACUACAGUUUGGUUCGAUUGUCGAAAUUGAAGACAUACUUUGUGAAAAAUAUCAAGUAACAUUAUCGCCAGAAAAUGAUUGGGCGAAAAGGUGUCGACAAAUUAUAAAUAUUUGUCUGGACAAAAAACUUGACGUUAACAUUGAAGACACAAAUUAUUGUGCUUUAUUAUAUUUUGUGAUGAAACAUCUCGACGAAGAUUUUGAAUCAGUUAUCAACAAAUGCGAAAAAUUUAAUAUUAAUUCAUUGAAUGAUGUUGAUAUGCCGGAAGUAAAAAAGUCUUUACUUCAUUUAGCGAUUAAUGAAAGAAAACAGAAUGUAGUGAAAAUUCUAAUAGAAUUUGGUGCAAAUGUUGAUGUAAAAGACGGCUGUCAACAAACACCUUUAUUUGACGCUGUUGGAACUAAACAAAUAGAAGUGUCAGAAAUGCUUUUAAAAGCAGGUGCGGAUAUUAGUGCGAAGGAUUCUGGAAAUAUGAUGCCAAUAAAUUAUGCUUUUGGCGAAAGAGAAGAUACUAGUGGCAAUGAAAAAUACAAACCCUCGAAUUUGGUAAAGCUGUUGUGUUCGUAUGGAGCUGAGUUAGAUUUCAAAAAUGAAAGUGGCAAUAGGACAUUGUUUUUGGUUUGCUAUAAUGGUAAUUUAAAAGAAAUUGAAUUUUUAAUUGCACAUGGAGCUGAUUUAUUCUUUAGUGAUAAAGACGGUGCUACGGCACUAAAUUCCGCAGUUCUGGGAUACAAUUACAAGGUUGUUGAUUAUCUACUAAGUCGCGGUUUUGACAUUAAUGCUAAAGAUUCAUAUAAUGAUAGUCUUAUUCACGAUCUGGCAUAUUCUUUGUACGAUAUUUAUAAUGUACUUAAAUAUUUCGGAGACAAUACGUAUCACGCUAUCAGUAACUUAUGGAAUUUUGAUUAUUUAGGUGAUGAAGCGAGAAAAGCGUCAGAAAUGAUAGAAUUUUUAGUGGAUAAUGGCACAAUUGAUAUAAAUGCUCCCAAUAAGGAAAACAUUACUCCUUUAAUGAUAGGCGUUCAUUAUAAUGCUCUUGCAAUUACCGAUUCCCUUUUGGAGUUAAACGUGGAAAUUACGGAUAAUAGAAAUUUUCCAUAUUAUGACCGGAGAUAUCCCAAUCUUCACGUCAAUCCAAAGUUUUAUUGUAAUAAAAUUACAACGUGGGUAUUGUUAACCGCUUUUUUAGCACUUAAAAAUAUCGAUAUUAAAGACUAUACUUUUUCAACACAUGAUAAUUUUGAGUGGGCCUAUUCUUUUUACGAAGAGUGCAAACUGGAUGUAAUCAAAAUGAAAGAGAGAAGAAUAUGUGUUCAUCGAGAAUUUUCAUUUUUUGAUUUUCUAACUGAUGAUUUGAUGAAUGUGACAAAAUUUUGUAGGAACUAUGAUUUAACGUAUGUUUUGGAAUUUCAAAUAUAUAAUGAAUUUCCAUGUUAUAAAUAUUUGUUUGAAAAGCGUGUAGAGAGAGUGGAGAGAAUUAAAAAUUGUCAGAAUGAUUUAAAUCGUUGUUUCAAAGAAUUCUUUAAGGGAAGUAUGCCAAGUUUAGUAAUUUAUCAAAUUAUUGAUUACUUGACAGCUGCGGAUCUUCGCAAUUUUGGAAGAGCAUUUUCUGUAACUGAAUAAGCAAUCAAUGGAAAAUAUUUUAUUUAAAUAUUUUAUUGUUUAACAAAAAUAAAAAAAUGUACGCUUAUAAUCACGAUAUAAGAAAAAGUGUUGUUGACAAUAUUUUUCUAAUUAUGUGAUAAUUAUGUAGUAUUUCAAAUUUUGUGCUAUUUUCGUAAUAAAAUUUGAAUUAAAAUU